GCGCGAUCAUCGAGAAAGCAGCCAAGGGCCUCCCGAUCCAACAAACGAUCACCUCCUGCUUCCGCUCCAUGGCCCGCCACCCGGGGGCCUUCUUCCUCAGCACGCCGUUCCUGCUGAUCUACACGCUGUACACGUCGACCUACCUGACGGCCAACACGAUCGACACGGUGCUGUCGACGAUGCGCGACAAGCCCUUCUCGACGGUCUUCCCCGGCACGGCCAAAUUCCUGUCGACGACGGUCGUCAACAUGGGCAUCUGCGUGUACAAGGACGCACGAUUCGCGCGGAUAUUCGGGGCAUCGCCCGCCCCGGGCACCAACACCACCACCAACCCCCCCAGCGCAACCAGCACAACCCCAUCACCACCCACGAAACCCAACGCCAACCUCUCCCCCACAAUCGCAAUCCCCCGCCCCCAACACACCGUCUCCGCCGCGUGCCACCCGGCCACCGGGCCCGGCGCCCCCACCGUCCCGCGCGUCUCCUACGCCCUCUUCUGCCUCCGCGACAGCAUCACCAUCUUCGCCUCGUUCAACAUCCCCGCCCUCCUGGCGCCGCACAUCCCCGACCGCGUCGCCGCCACCCCCGGCAUGAAGGCGGCGCUGGCGCAGUUCAGCUGUCCCGCGCUCAUGCAGUUCGCCAGCACGCCCAUGCAUCUGCUGGGCCUGGAUCUGUAUAAUAGGCAGCCCCCCGGGGGGCUGGGGUGGCGGGAGCGCGUGGCGCGGAUCCGCCGGGAUUAUGUGCCCAGCUGCUUUGCACGGAUGGGCAAGAUCGUGCCGGCGUAUGGGGUGGGUGGGGUCGUGAAUGUGAGGAUGAGGGCUUGGUUGAUGGGGGGGUUGGAGGGGCAGAGGUCUUAGACGGCCCUUGGGUGUGGUUGUCCCGGGGAAUAGUCGAUGGGUUUCAUCGGUAUGCAUAUCAUGCGAUGAGGGUUUUCUGGAAUCUCGUUGAGGGGAAGAAAUGGGUCCUUAUGGAUUCUGGACUUGGGGGAUGCUCAUAAACUUGGCUCUUGUUUUGUCGGCGUUUGCGAUAGACUUGCGGGGGGUGGACGCCGCUUGCCGCUACUUACUUACUCACACCACUUACCCUU
Molecule: messenger RNA, 1087 nt
Organism: Aspergillus japonicus CBS 114.51
Lineage: Eukaryota; Fungi; Ascomycota; Eurotiomycetes; Eurotiales; Aspergillaceae
Exons: 1
Coding region: 69-857 (262 amino acids)
Cellular component (GO): mitochondrion
Source: RefSeq, a predicted model, not a curated record